AUGAACGCCACGAAUCUAACAACUGAUGUUAUUGAGUUGAUAAAGCUCUUGGCUUCUUAUAAUGAGGAUGUGGCAGUAAUGGUUUUGGAAAAUGCUCCUCAAAAUGCUUCCUAUCAUUUCCAUGGGAUUCAAAAGCAAAUUCUUAGUAUUUUCUCUGAUAAGAUACAAAGAUUCAUUCGUGAGGAGAUUGAUGAUGGGAAUUUUUGCAUUCUAGUUGAUGAAUCUGAAGAUGAAUCGAAAAGAGAGCAAAUAGCAAUUGUUUUGAGAUUUGUUGAUAAAUAUGGUUUUAUAAAAAAGCAUUUCUUUGACAUAGUUCAUGUGUUAGAUACCACGUCGGCAACUUUGAAAGAAGAAAUUUGUAUUGUCCUUUUUCGCCAUAACCUUAGUGUGCAAAAUAUUCGUGGUCAAGGAUAUGAUGGUGCCAGUAACAUGUCUGGAGAAUGGACUGGAGCUGCUCAGGCUACAGAUAUUGCUGAAAAGCUUGCCAUUGAUGAUGAAUUCGAGACUGGUAAAGGAAAAAAUCAGAUUGGAACAUUGAAACGGGCUGGAGAUACUCGAUGUGGUUCUUAUUUGGGUUCCAUUUGUAGUUUGAUAAACAUGUUUAGUGCUACUUGUGCAGUCCUAAGAAACAUAAUUAAUGAUGGAAGCAAAUCGAAUCAACGAGCUAAGGCAGAUGGAGUUUAUGAUUCCAUUAUAUCUUUUGAGUUUGUCUUCAUCUUACAUCUUAUGAGGGACAUCAUGGAGAUUACUGACGAUCUUUGCCAAGCUUUGCAAAGUAAAUCUCAAGAUAUAUUAAAUGCAAUGCAUUUGGUGUCUACAACGAAGAUACUUAUUCAAAAAUUUAGAGAAGAUAGAUGGGUUCCAUUGUUGGAGAAAAUUAAAUUAUUUUCUAAUGAUCAUGGUAUACAGAUUCCUGAUAUAAGUUGUCCUUAUAAAAGAGGCCGAGGUCGGUCUCAUUCUGAAAGAGAUCAGCUCACCAUGGAACAUCAUUUUCGAGUUGAUAUUUUUAUGGUUACAGUUGAUUCCCAAUUACAAGAAUUAAACAAUAGGUUUAAGGAAGAUGUAAUGGAAUUGCUUGUUCUUAGCUCAGCUUUGGAUCCUAGGGAUGGUUAUAGAUCAUUCAACAUUGAGGAUAUUUGCAAACUUGCAAAUAAAUUUUAUCCCAUGGAUUUCUCCGAGCAAGAAAAAUUGCAUUUGAAGUAUCAGUUGGAAAACUAUAAGCUUGAUAUUUCCAUACUUCCCGAGUUUCAGAAGCUGUCAACCAUUUCUGAGUUGUGUCAAAUGUUGGCUAAAACAAAAAAGUCGACAAGUUAUCCUCUUAUUGAUAAAUUGAUCCGUCUUGUGUUGACUUUACCUGUUUCAACUGCUGCAUUGGAAUGUGCAUUUUCAGCUAUGAAACUCGUUAAGUCUAAAUUGCGCAAUAGGAUAGAAGAUGGUUUUCUGGCUAGUUACUUGAUUACGUACAUUGAAAAAGACAUUGCUCGAGGGUUUGAUGUAGACUCUAUCAUCGAUGCUUUUGAUAUUAUGAAAGAGCAUUGA
This is a messenger RNA of Camellia sinensis, 1539 nucleotides long. Lineage: Eukaryota; Viridiplantae; Streptophyta; Magnoliopsida; Ericales; Theaceae. The record is from RefSeq and is a predicted model, not a curated record.